This is a messenger RNA of Eurytemora carolleeae, 1709 nucleotides long. RefSeq lists its product as uncharacterized. Lineage: Eukaryota; Metazoa; Arthropoda; Copepoda; Calanoida; Temoridae. The transcript is spliced from 3 exons. The coding region runs from base 90 to 1580 and encodes 496 amino acids. The record is from RefSeq and is a predicted model, not a curated record.
CAUCCGUUCACCGUCCUAACACAUUUGUAUCGGCUUACAGACGCGUUUUUGACCAUAAUAGAGGUGUUUUCGGACCCGGGUCCCCUAAAAUGGCGCAUAAAAACAAUGACUUGAAUGGCUCUAAAGACUUGCUACUUAGUCCUAAAAUGGACGCUAAAAACUUAAAAAAUACUAACUCCAUAAGUCCAACAUGGAGUCCAAAAACAAUUAAAUCAUCGCCCAAUAUAAAACAAGACACAGUAAUGAAAUUCUUUCAGCCCAAAGUAAGUAUUAAAGAAGAAAAUACCAAAAGAAUUGAGUCAGCUCUUAAAAAGGAGUCUCCUGUGUUUGCUACGCCAGCAACAACAGCAUCACCCUUUCCUGUUGCUCCAAAGAGAGCUAAUAAGUUUGUUCAACCUGCUCCCGGGGCGUCCAAUCAACUUAAACAAACUUUCAUUCCACCUUAUCAAGAACAAACAGCCUAUUUGACCUCCCCUCAGCUCCAAUCAACGUCAAUAACCUCCCAAAAGCUUCAACCAGUACCUAUGACCUCCCAAGAGCAUCAACAAGCGCGCCUUAUGACAUCCCAAAAGCUACAACCAGCUUCAUUGACCUCCCAAAUGCAAAAAACUGCUCCCACGACCUUCCAAAAGCUACAAACAGCCCCAAUGAACUCCCAAAAGCUACAAACAGCCCCAAUGACCUCCCAAAAGCUACAAACAGGCCCAAUGACCACCCAACAGCUUCAAACAGCCCCAAUUACCUCCCAAAAGCUACAAGCAGUCACCCCCAUUUCCCUCCCUAGCUCACCCUCGGCACCGAGAAGAGUUCCCCUCUCUCUUCAAUCCAACAACAAUCAAAACAUUGUUUCAUUCUUUGAGAAUAAACAGAACAAUUUUAGUAAAAAUGAGGAAAAAAUUCCUAGACCUAUUUUUCCCAAAACUGUUGAUUAUAAGCCGGAGACUGUAAAGCCUGCUGAAAUAUUAAAAACACCCUUCUUGCUUGAAUCAAGACCCUCGGAAGACCAAGAAUUGGCGCCCAAAAUGUCAACAUCCCCAAAAAAAAUCAAUAUGGCGACGCCGAAAGGGCAAGGAUCAGCUGUCGUUCCAUUGGUUGAUGGUGGACCAGUUGUUCCAAUUGUUGGAUUUCCUCAAGUCAGCACAUCCAUGGUGGCCAAGACAAAGGCCCUUUUUGAAGAUAGAGGGAAAGAAAAUGUCAAUUUUGUUUCUCUUAAAAAAUCUCGAACAUUUUCGAGCUUUCCCACAGAAUUCGGCGGCACUGAAAAAGUUCAGCACAGUUUCCCGCUUUCACCAUCCCCGCCGAAAAGAUCCAGCAGCCGGCGAGUGAUAGCCGAUUAUCAGUUUAAGAGCCUAAACUACAACCUGGAUCAGGUUGGUCUCGAUUCAUCCCAGGCCGGUUCCAACCGAUCCUCAAUUUUGGAUCGAUCUUCCGUCCCAGACCGAUCCUUGAGGUUUACUCAGCGAUCCUCGGGUGUCCUCGAAGAUUUUGGAAAGGGUCGAAGUUUAAAUACAAACAUGGAUUCCUGUGGCCUCGACGAGGCUGCCUUAAACCGUCGGCCUCUAAGGGAGUUCUUCCAUUGAAGCGGGAAAUAUUUAUUUCAAAUAUUUUAUUUAAAUAUAUUUGUGUACCAACAUUGUAUUAUAAACUUCAUUGAUUGUAAAAUGUAUUUUUCCAAGAUUUGCGUGAUAAAUAAAUGUCGUCCUGAAUAA